AUGGCUAGGGUGGCAAAGACAGCCCUCUGGUCUAGAGCAGCAGCAGCAGCAGCAGCAGCUACCACCGCCGCCGCCAAAGACAAAAGAUCGAAGCUUAAGAAGACCGCCACCAAAAGACUCAAGCUUAAGAAGCUAAACCCUAGAUCUAAGCUUGCCAAGAGAUCAUGUCACUCAUUAAUACGUUCUCCUUCUCUUUCUAGUUCUCGGGGUUGCUGUUGUCGAUCUCGAUCUUGAUCUCAAUCUCGAUCUUGUAGCAGAACUACAUUUAAGAUUACGAAGAAGGGAGAGCAAUCACUUCNAAGGAGAAUUAGGAGACAAAUCAAGAUUGCUACUAAACUUCGAUUGAUGCAGAGACAACUAGAGCAGAGACAACUGGAACUGAUCGAACCAGAACCGACUGUGGCUUUGGAGCCAAGCGAGACUACAUUGACAUUGGUCAUUCAUGAGCAAGUGAAUGAGAAUGCCAAUGAGCUNGAGCCUGAGGAAGUUCCAUCAUGCCUUGACAGUGACCAGGUUUCAAAUGGAGACUUGGCCAGCUCCUAG
Molecule: messenger RNA, 543 nt
Organism: Mus pahari (shrew mouse)
Lineage: Eukaryota; Metazoa; Chordata; Mammalia; Rodentia; Muridae
Product: cysteine-rich perinuclear theca protein 1-like
Exons: 2
Source: RefSeq, a predicted model, not a curated record